GCGCGAGUGCUAGUGGGCGCCGUGAGCUCACGACGAGCGCAGCACAGCGCAGCUCCAACACACACACAUCCCUGUAAAAAAAAACACAUGACCGCGCCGUCGGAGACGCCGCCGCCGGCCGAGGCCGCCGCCGCGCCGCAAAAGAAGGAGAAGAAGGAGCGCAAGCCGCAGACGGGCCCGCCCGAGGGCUACGAGAAGAAGAAGCAGCUCACGAAGGCCGAGCGGCGCGAGCUGCAGGAGAAGCAGCGCGCGGCCAAGGCCGCGGCCAAGGGCGACGCGCCCGAGGCGAAGAAGGGCGGCGACGCGAAGAAGGCCCCGGGGGCCGCGGCGCCCAAGGGCGGCGGCGGCAAGGAGCCCCCCGCGAAGGACACCCCGAAACCCGCCGCGCCGAAGCACACGGGCGUGCUCGCGCACCUCGAGGCGACGUCGAAGAAGAAGCCGCCGUCGAACGCGCACGCCGCCGUCGAGGCGCUCGGGCUCCGCUACGCGGCCGGGCUCCACGACGGCGCCAACGAGCGCUGCGUCGCCAUGCUCGCGGCCUUCAAGGAGUUCGUCGGCGACUACCAGCUGGCGCCCAACACGACGGUGAACCGCGACCUCGACAAGAAAUUGAAGCCGCAGAUCCAACAUUUGAUCGACCGCCGGCCUCUGAGCGCGUCCAUGGGCGCGGCGGUGCGGAAGCUGCGGCGCUGCAUCGCCACCCUGGACCCGGAGAUGUCCGCGGAGGACGCCAAGGCGGCGCUCCGGGACGAGAUCGACGCGUACGCGCGGGAGCGCAUCGUGCUCGCGAACGAGGUCAUCGCGAAAUUGGCGAGCGAGAAGCUCCGCGACGGCGACGUCGUCGUGACCUUCGGCCGCGCCGACGCCGUCGAGUCGGCGCUCUACGCGGCCAAGGCCGCGGGCACGACGCUGCGCGUCGUCGUCGUCGACGCGGCGCCGGCGCUCGAGGGGCGCGUCUUGCUGCGGCGGCUCAACGCCGCGGGUUUGGACUGCGCGUACUGCCUGCUCCACGCGGCGCCGCUCCACCUCAAGCACGCGACCAAGGUCGUGCUCGGCGCCGACGCGCUCUUCAGCAACGGCGCGGUGCUCGCGGCCGCGGGCACCGCGGGCGUCGCGAUGCUCGCGUCCGCGCAGAACGUGCCCGUGCUCGUGUGCUGCGAGGCCUACAAGUUCCACGACCGCGUCCAGCUCGACUCCGUCGCGUCCAACGAGCUCGUGGACCUCGACCCGAAAGGCAAGGCGCCCGCGGACGGCGACAAGCCCCGGGCGAGGGCGCGCCACCUCAAGUACGACGUCACGCCCGCGACCUUCGUCUCCGCGAUCGUCUCCGAGCACGGCCUCCUGCCGCCGUCGGCCUGCGCGGUGUUGAUUCGCGAGAUGGGCGAGUCCGAGGGCAAGGAGAACCCGGUGUAAUAUGGGCGGUUAG
Messenger RNA from Aureococcus anophagefferens, 1426 nucleotides. RefSeq lists its product as hypothetical. The transcript has a single exon. The coding region runs from base 88 to 1413 and encodes 441 amino acids. The record is from RefSeq and is a predicted model, not a curated record. NCBI's taxonomy places the organism in Eukaryota, Pelagophyceae, Pelagomonadales, Pelagomonadaceae.